Molecule: messenger RNA, 1639 nt
Organism: Nymphalis io (European peacock)
Lineage: Eukaryota; Metazoa; Arthropoda; Insecta; Lepidoptera; Nymphalidae
Product: phosphate carrier protein, mitochondrial-like
Exons: 9
Coding region: 121-1188 (355 amino acids)
Biological process (GO): mitochondrial phosphate ion transmembrane transport
Cellular component (GO): mitochondrial inner membrane
Molecular function (GO): phosphate transmembrane transporter activity
Source: RefSeq, a predicted model, not a curated record
UUGACGUCGUUAUGUAACUUCCGUUAAGGCGCUGGCAUCGCUUGCCUUGUUUCCUUUAACACUGUGCGUCAAGCGCGGUGCGGUGUGUGGAACGGUUACCAUCGGAUUUUAGACAUUAAAAUGUUCUCAUCCCUUCUGGAAGCGGCGCGGAACUCGCCGUUCCGCGGCCCGCUGUCGACUACUCACUGUGAGCCAGCACUUCCGGCUGCUGAGACACAGGGCAUGGCCGCGUCGACCGUGGCCACGGGUGACUCCUGCGAGUUCGGCUCCUCCAAAUACUUCGCGCUUUGCGGGUUAGGUGGCAUCUUGUCUUGCGGUAUCACACACACUGCAGUCGUACCGCUCGACUUGGUGAAAUGCCGUCUCCAAGUGGAUCCUGACAAGUACAAGAAUGUAGUCACUGGUUUCAAGGUUUCAGUGAGGGAGGAGGGCAUGAGAGGACUCGCCAAGGGAUGGGCGCCUACUUUCAUUGGAUACUCACUACAGGGUCUCUGCAAGUUCGGUCUAUACGAGGUGUUCAAGGUGGGCUACUCUGGUAUGCUUGAUGAGGAGACAGCGUACACAUACCGUACCUUCGUGUACUUAGCCGCUUCAGCAUCUGCUGAAUUCUUCGCUGAUAUCGCCCUGUCGCCGCUGGAGGCCGCUAAGGUCAGAAUUCAAACUAUGCCUGGGUUCGCGAGUACGCUUCGUGAGGCAUGGCCGAAGAUGGUCCAGAAUGAGGGCUACGGUACUUUCUACAAGGGGCUCGCUCCUCUCUGGGGUCGCCAGAUCCCCUACACCAUGAUGAAGUUCGCCUGCUUCGAGAAAACUGUCGAACUUCUUUACAAGUACGUGGUGCCCAAGCCCCGUGAGCAGUGCUCGAAGGGCGAGCAGCUGGUGGUGACAUUCGCAGCCGGAUACAUCGCCGGUGUGUUCUGCGCCAUCGUCUCCCACCCCGCCGACACCGUCGUCUCCAAGCUCAACCAGGACAAGACCGCGACUAUCGGCUCUAUUAUCGGCAAGCUGGGUAUGGCUGGUGUAUGGAAGGGACUCGGACCCAGAAUAAUCAUGAUCGGUACCCUCACCGCGCUGCAGUGGUUCAUCUACGACGCCGUCAAGGUAUGGCUGAGGAUGCCCCGACCACCACCCCCAGAAAUGCCAGAAUCGAUGAAGAGGCGCCUUGAAGCUGAAGAAGCGAAGUCCAAGUGAAAUAGUUCAAUUACAUAGGAAGUUAACACCGGCGGGCUUAGAUGAUAACAUAAUGAUUAAAAAUCAACUCAAUCAUAACAGGAUGACUAAAUUGAUUUCAAAAAAAUUUUCAACUUUUGUUGAUUCAUUUGGUGUUGUACUGAACCUGUUUUAUAUUGAUCGCUUAAAUAUAAACUAUAUUGUCCAUUCCAUUGGCAAUUUGUCGAUCAUGUGACAUAUUUCUAUAUGUAAUUUUGCAAUUGUGUAAUAUCGUCUGAGUCGAGAUGUUAAAUUAAACAGGACUUGAGCCGAGUAACAUCAUAUGUAUUAUAGAUAUCAAAUGUGAUGCAGUAUGUUAGUGUUAAAUCAUCGCUAUUUAUUAUAUAUAAUAUUAUUUUAUAAUUUAUUUGUUUAUUAUAUGUAUGAGUUGAAAGUGAAACCGGUUGGUGAAAUUAAAACACACUAGAUACUA